Molecule: messenger RNA, 1647 nt
Organism: Abrus precatorius (Indian licorice)
Lineage: Eukaryota; Viridiplantae; Streptophyta; Magnoliopsida; Fabales; Fabaceae
Exons: 6
Coding region: 1-1647 (548 amino acids)
Biological process (GO): DNA integration
Molecular function (GO): nucleic acid binding
Source: RefSeq, a predicted model, not a curated record
AUGCACAGGAUUCACUUAGAGGAUGAGUCUAGACCAGUAAGGCAACCCCAAAGAAGACUCAACCCUACCAUUCUAGAUGUAGUGAAGAAGGAGGAAGGUGUAGUUUUAGGACAUCUUAUUUCUGAGAGGGGAAUACAGGUUGAUAAGGCAAAAAUUGAUGUUAUUUCCUCUCUAUCUUACCCCGCGUCUGUGCAGGAGGUGCGUUCUUUCCUUGGACAUGCAGAUUCGUGUAAGGAGGCGUUAGAGGAGUUGAGGAGGAGACUCACCACAGCACCUACCAUGCAGCCACCAGAUUGGGAGCUUCCCUUCGAGUUGAUGUGUGACGCCUCUGAUUUUGCACUUGGAGCUGCAUUAUCUCAGAGAGUCGGUAAAUUUCCGCAUGUUAUUGCCUAUGCCUCUAGAAAUCUCGAUGCAGCCCAGAUAAAUUAUAUCACCAUUGAGAAGGAGCUGUUGGCUAUUGUUUUUGCACUAGAUAAAUUUCGUUCUUAUCUGCUUGGCUCCAAAAUUACUGUUGCUGAUCACUUGAGCCGUAUUGAAGGGACUGUUGACCCUUUACCUAUUCGUGAUAGUUUUCCUGAUGAUUAUUUAUUUGCUCUGAACUCUAUAGACUCUAUUCCCUGGUUUGUUGAUAUUGUGAAUUAUUUGGUUACUUCUGUUGUACCUCCUCAUGCAUCUAGAUCCCAGAUUGAUAAAUUGAAAAGUAAUGCUAAAUAUUAUGUCUGGGAUGAUCCAUAUCUGUGGAAAUUUUGUAAUGACCAGGUCAUCCGUCGAUGUGUUCCUAACCACGAAUUUCAAGACAUUCUGUAUUUUUGUCAUGGCACAUCUGUAGGAGGCCAUUUUGGACCGCAGAGGACAGCCAGGAGAGUUUUGGACAACGAAUUCUAUUGGCCCACCAUUUUCAGAGAUGCAGACAGAUUUUUUGAGAGCUGUGAGAUAUGCCAGAAGGUGGGAGGGACUAUUACUAGGAGACAUGAGAUGCCUCAACAGCCUAUUAUUUUCUGUGAGAUCUUUGAUGUUUGGGGCAUUGAUUUUAUGGGUCCUUUUCCUAUUUCUACGGGAUACUCUUACAUAUUGCUUGCUGUUGACUAUGUGUCUAGAUGGGUGGAGGCAAAGGCCACAAGAACUAAUGAUUCUAAGGUUGUUUUGGAUUUUCUCCGUACUCAUAUUUUUUGCAGGUUCAGUGUGCCUAAGGCUGUCAUCAGUGACCAGGGAAGUCAUUUUUGUAACAGGACCAUUGCACCAUUGUUCCAGAAGUAUGGGGUUACACAUAGAGUUGGUACACCAUAUCAUCCCCAAACUAAUGGGCAACCUGAGGCCGGAAUUGAAAGAAAGCUCCAGCUUCAGGAGCUUGAUGAAAUACGCUUGCAAGCCUAUGAGAAUUCUAGAUUGUAUAAAGAGAAAGUUAGGAGAUUUCAUGAUAUACAUAUUCUGAGGAAAGAGUUCUCUGUAGGCCAGAAAGUGUUAUUGUUUAACUCUCGAUUAAAAUUGAUUACAGUUGAGAUUCAGGAUGAAGCUACCAGCAGGACUUUUAAAGUCAAUGGUCAUCAGCUGAAACUAUUCCAGGAGAGUAGACCAGUGGAGCCGGCUCAGAACAUAGUUGAUUUAUCCUUAGUGGAGCCUACUUUGAUGGAGGAUGUGUCUUCUUAG